AUGCAGUCGGAACCUCACCACGUUGAGCAUAUCUGGAUCAUCACAGGGCCCGCAGGAUGUGGAAAGACCACUGUUGCCCAGUAUCUCGCCAAAGAAUUGUCGUGGCCGUAUGUGGAGGGCGAUGAUUUCCACUCAGCAGCCAAUAAGCAGAAGAUGGCUUCUGGCAUCCCACUUGCCGACGCAGACCGUUGGGACUGGCUUAUCACUUUAAGAGAAGAAGCCAUCAAGCGACUUCAAACCUCAAACUCCGUCCUGGUCACUUGUUCCGCCCUGAAGCGCAAAUAUCGAGAUGUCAUUCGCGUUGCGAACUACGAACAUCCUUCGGUGCAAGUGCAUUUCCUCUACCUCAAAGUCGACGAAAGCACCCUGCAGAAGCGCGUGGCCGAGCGCGAGGGCCACUAUAUGAAGGAGAGCAUGGUCCACAGUCAAAUGGCAGCCCUGGAAGAACCCGAGGAAGAAAUGGAAUGGGACGUCUUGCAAGUGGACGUCCGGGACGACAAACAGAGGGUCCUGAAGAACGCACUCGACCUCAUCCAGCAAAAACUGGCCGAAUACGAAAAUCUUUCCGGACCGCCGAGCUGA
This is a messenger RNA of Capronia epimyces CBS 606.96, 582 nucleotides long. RefSeq names its product shikimate kinase. The transcript has 2 exons. Lineage: Eukaryota; Fungi; Ascomycota; Eurotiomycetes; Chaetothyriales; Herpotrichiellaceae. The record is from RefSeq and is a predicted model, not a curated record. Gene Ontology annotation, molecular function: gluconokinase activity. Bases 1 to 582 code for a protein of 193 amino acids. Gene Ontology annotation, cellular component: cytoplasm.